Molecule: messenger RNA, 2336 nt
Organism: Pollicipes pollicipes
Lineage: Eukaryota; Metazoa; Arthropoda; Thecostraca; Pollicipedomorpha; Pollicipedidae
Product: AT-rich interactive domain-containing protein 3C
Exons: 10
Coding region: 1-1509 (502 amino acids)
Biological process (GO): regulation of transcription by RNA polymerase II
Cellular component (GO): nucleus
Molecular function (GO): DNA binding
Source: RefSeq, a predicted model, not a curated record
AUGAUGAUGAAGAUGAUGAUGGAGAUGAUGAUGUUCAUGAUGCAGAUGAUGAUAUUGAUGAGGAUGCCGAUGCUGCUGCUGAUGACGACGCAGAGUAAUGCUGCGUCGCCCGACCCCGGGUCAGGACCCUCCCGGACGCACUCCCCCCGCGCCGAGUCGGAGCCGGACGUGGAGGCCAGCGACAGGUCCACACCCAGCCAGAGCGUGCUCGACAAACUGAAGCAGCAGGUGGCCGACGUCACUGGCGACAUGCGCCCUGACGUCACUGGUGACAGGCGCUCUGACGUCACUGGUGACAGGCGCGGCAAGCUGGUGCCGCUGCCCGGCCUGGGUCUGGCCGGGUACGGCGGGUCUGGCGGCCGGGCCAGCAGCUCGCCGCCGGCCCGUGACACGGUCAGCCCGCCGGUCAACUCAGCGGCACAGUCGCCCCGCCAGGGCAGCGCCAAUCACGCCUCCUGGAACUACGAGGAACAGUUCAAACAGCUGUACGAGAUCGAUGACAACCCGAUGCGGAAGGAGUUCCUGGACGGGCUGUUCCAGUUCAUGCAGGACCGAGGGACUCCGAUAAACCGUCUGCCAAUCAUGGCGAAGCAGGUGUUGGACAUGUACGAGCUGUACAACUUGGUGGUGGCGCAGGGCGGUCUUGUGCAGGUCAUCAACAAGAAGCUGUGGCAGGAGAUCAUUAAGGGCCUGAAGCUGCCCUCCUCCAUCACCUCCGCAGCCUUCACCCUGCGCACACAGUACAUGAAGUACCUGUACCCGUACGAGUGUCAGAAGCAGGGCCUCAGCAGCCCGUCCGAGCUGCAGGUGGCUAUCGACGGUAACCGGCGCGAGGGCCGCCGCAGCACCUACAACAACGCCUCCUACGCCGACCUGAUGCAGAGGUCACCACUGAUGGCCGGAUCGAUGGCCCAGUCGUUUGGACUCGCGAACGGGCUGCCAACGACACUGCAGCAGUCGGGACUGUCCCCGCUUCCUCUGGUCACCAGCCGACCCGGGGCCAACGCGGCCGCUCACGGUCACCCGCUGCCCCCCAGCUCUCCGUUUCUGGCCGGCAUGUGUCCGCCGGGGAUGCCGACUCCCAACGACACGCUGAUGACGCUGUGGAACCUGUACAGCAACAGACAGCCGCCGCCGUCGCCGCCGCUCAGGAGGCCCGAGGGCAUGGGCCUGGCGCCGCAGAGCGAGGCCCUCAACCUCGGCGUUCACAGGGAGAUGGCCAGACAAGAAAGAGAGCGCGAUCGUGAGAGAGAGCAUAGGAGGAGUCACGAGGGCGCCACUGAGCGGGUCCGCGAGCGCAAAAGACCGACGAAGAGAGAGCGUCAGGAGUCGACGCACCGCUCCAAGAAAACCCGCCAGGAGGACGAAGAAAACAAGGCGGACCAAGCCCCGCACACCAAAACCAGUAUCUCUCCAAAAGGUGACAGCAGUAUGGUGCUGAGCAUGGAGAUGAACGGCAUCGUCUAUCAAGGAGUGCUGUUCGCCCAGCCCAAGCUGGCUCGGGUCUAGAGAAGCAUGUAUAGUGCUGCCACCUCGAGCUUGAAAGACAACUAUAAGUUGGCUGUGCGUCCGGGCGGGGCGCCGUCGUGGGAAGCCCCGUGGCACCGCCGAGGACUUGCGGUGGAAGGCCGGAUCUCACGGGGCACUCGAAAUGAACGCCGUUGUGUGCAAGAUUAUGAAGUGCUCCUGCAGGGCGGCACUUUCUGAUCAGUGUGAGGACAUGUUUUAGGCUGGUAGUCCGUGUAGUCACCUAGAACACCGCCGCACCCGUUGUUUGUAUAUUUGCCCGCUCUGCUUAGCCGUUCGUGUUCGAGAUGAGCACUCAGUGCAAUGUGCGUCUGGAUGUGUGCUUGAUGCGAUGCCUUCACACGCUCGGGAUGGACAUUCUAUCGUUGAACUAACUAUUACUGCUCAGGGAGUGAUACAUUACCACGUAAAGACAUCCGACCACUCCGUUAGUACUGCAUGACGUGGCAACGGGUGCAAUCGUGCACCAACGCUCGAAUCAAACACCAUGAAACGUCUAAAACACGUCUCAAUCUAUCUUUCGUGAGCAUGUACAAAGUUUUACCUCACGCAGUUUCGGGCUGUUCCUAGAAACAAUCACCUGUGAGUGUUGUCGCUUCCGUAUCGUAUCACUGAAGUGGUGCGGUUUCACGUUUGAAUACCUGAUACGAUGUUAACACAAUUGUGCGAUGGCUGGACCUGGACGGCAACCACCGAAGGGUAUGGCGCGCGAAAACUGGCACUAGUUACCGCGCUUGGAUAUGACUUCUGGGUUUCGCAGUAGCCUGGAAUCUUGUGUUUGUUUCAAUAAACUCCCCACCGUGAUCUGA